Messenger RNA from Manduca sexta (tobacco hornworm), 1020 nucleotides. It is a transcript of the gene mRpL2, whose product is annotated as 39S ribosomal protein L2, mitochondrial. The coding region runs from base 92 to 979 and encodes 295 amino acids. Lineage: Eukaryota; Metazoa; Arthropoda; Insecta; Lepidoptera; Sphingidae. The record is from RefSeq and is a predicted model, not a curated record. Gene Ontology annotation, cellular component: ribosome. Gene Ontology annotation, molecular function: structural constituent of ribosome; RNA binding. Gene Ontology annotation, biological process: cytoplasmic translation. The transcript is spliced from 6 exons.
AAUCGAAACGUCAAAUUAAAAAUGUUAGGUUAUGUGGUAGUUGUUAAUAUAAUCAUUUUAUUUUAAACGAAAUUAACAUAUUUAGGUGAAAAUGGCAUUAAAUAGACUUUUCGGCAAUUUAACAAUAGGUCCAGCACUAUUAAGCAGGCGUACCAUUCAUGUUACCGUUACAAACUUGGCUAGUAAGCCAAAUAUUGUUAAACCGAAGCCAGGAUUUGGCAAAAGCUAUCGAAGAAUAGUACAUUUUCCGGAAGAAUACACGGUAAAACCAUUGAACGUCACAAACCUUGCCGGCAGAGACCCUGUGACUGGUAGGUUAGUAGCAAAGGGUAUCGGCGGAGGUAUAAAACAUAAAUAUCAUUGGAUAGAUUGGCACAGAACCGGACCAACGGAAGGUCCACCGCAACUGGAAAAAGUUAUACAGGUCAUGGAGGAUGGAUGUCGAACAGCACACAUUGCCUUGGUGGCCAUUGGUGAUAAAUUAAAAUACAUAUUGGCUACAGAGAACAUGAAAGCUGGAGAUAUCAUAAAAUCAUCUCGCGAAUUGCCUAGGAUACCUGUGAGGGCAAAUGAGGGUGAUGCUUAUGUAUUGGGAGCUCUGCCCACUGGAACACUGGUACAUUCUAUUGAAAAAGAACCAGGUCAGGGCGGUUUAUACAUACAUGCAGCAGGAACAUACGGUACAAUUAUCAGGAAGCAAGAGGAUCGAGUUAUUGUGCAGAUGCCUUCCAAACAUUUAUUUAGUUUUGACCAGCACUGCAUGGCCGUUGUUGGACGCCUUUCGAAUGUCCUACACGGCAGCACGCCUAUAGGUUCGGCUCAGCGCAAUAGAUGGCUCGGGAAUAGGCCUCGGUCUGGUCUCUGGCAGAGGAAGUCUGGGCGUCACGGCAGGAAGAUCAAGCCACCAAAGCCAGUGAAGAAGAUUGCUAAUCCAGUCAUAACGCAACUCCCGGCAAUACAGAUGAACAUGCACCCUUAAUUGUAUAGAUAUAAUAUUUAAUAAAUUGUUGUUAGUAGAUA